This is a messenger RNA of Paramecium tetraurelia, 2757 nucleotides long. RefSeq lists its product as uncharacterized. Lineage: Eukaryota; Ciliophora; Oligohymenophorea; Peniculida; Parameciidae. Gene Ontology annotation, biological process: phosphorelay signal transduction system. The transcript has 4 exons. The record is from RefSeq and is a predicted model, not a curated record. Gene Ontology annotation, molecular function: phosphorelay sensor kinase activity.
AUGUUAAUUUCUUCCAGGUUAGAAUAAUUAAUAAAAAUAGAUAAAAAAACUAUAAUGUUACAAAUUUCUUUGGAUUCGCCCUGUAAAAAGGCUUAAGAAAGUCUGCUUAUUAAUACUAGAGGAGUUGUAUCAAAAUAAAAUAUCAUAUAAAUUUUGGUAUUUUACAUUUUGCUUUCGCUUAUUGACCUUGCUUUAUUGAUUCAGUAUCCUCACAAUUCAUAAUACAUCAUCCCUAAACUCUCUAUUAGUAUCUUGAUGGCUAUCAUAAUAACUUUAUUUUAGAAAAAACUUACUCAUAUGAUUAUCAAUAUUUUUUUGGUUGUGGUAAAAUUAAAUUCAAUCCUUUUUCUUUUAUUGAUUGGAUAAGAUUAUAUAUUAAUAGUAGCAUUAAUUUGCGAACACAAUAAUUACCCAGCAAAUUUUGAACACUUAGAAUAUUCUGUUCAAAAAAUCAUAUUAAAAAUCGUCUGUUUAGUGAUUAUGAUCAUUAAAUUUAAAAUUAUGGAUAUUUUUAUGAUUGGAAGUGUUUUGUUGUUGGAAAUAUACUAAAUAGGUUUACUUUUAAAAUAAUCAAAAAAUUAAAAUAUUGGAGAAUUAUUUAGCUCUUUUUAAAAUAAAAUUAAUAGAGAAACCUUCACAAUAUAUUCUAAAGAGAACACUUGGAUAAGUAGAAUAUCGACUCUCCCUAUAUGUUUCAUAAUGAUUUCCAAAAAAGAUAUGAAAUUGACCUAUAAAAAUCAUAAUGUCUACACCCAUUUUUCUUCAAUCUGUAAAACUGAGGAAGAAUACGAUAAAUUAAUUCUAAAUUAAUUGGAAUUUUCUAUUAUUUCGGAAUGCUAUGAAGAUUAAAAGAACAUCGCCACGGAUCAACAUAUAAAGAAGAAUAGACUGAGGAAUAAUUUGUCAUCCAAAAAACGUAAUUAAGAAAACAAGGAUUUUUCAGAAUAAGAAAGCAUCAAUCCAUAAUUCAAGGAAACAAAUAAAUUACUUGAAAUUUUAGAAAACUAUAAGGAGGGCAAAUUAUGGGAUACCAUGAAUUCGAUUAAUAAUUCUUUAGAACUAUUCUGUUAACAUUUUUGGGAAGAUAAUAAAUGCUCAACUUAUAGUGGGUAGAUUAUAAUCAAUCAAGAUGAUGAUGAAAUUAUUUUAACAUUGAUUGACAUAUCUAAACAAAACAAGUAUUAUGAUGAGAUGAUCAAAGACUAAUUUAAGACUUCAAUUGCCCAAUCCUUCUCACAUGAAUUAAGAACUCCUUUGAAUAGUUCAUGUAACUUCUUAUAAUACUGUUUAAACCAUAAAAGUGUUGAGGAAGAGAUUAAAAACAACUUCAUCCAACCUGCCAUCAAUGCUUUAAGAUUUUAAUCCUAUUUGAUCAAUGAUAUUAUUGAUUUUAGCUCAUUAUGUGCUGAUAAUUUGGAAUUGGAUAUUAAAGAUUUUCUCAUUAAGGAUUUAGUUGAUGAAGUCAAUAAAUUGUUUAAAUCUGUUAUAGAAAUGAAGAAUCUAAUAUUGUAUGUUGAUUUAUUGGAAAAUUAAUUAAAUAGUCUUUGCACAGACUUUUCUAGAUUAGUCUAAAUUAUUGUAAAUAUCCUCUAGAAUUCUAUUAAAUAUUCAAAUUCUGGAUAUAUCCUUAUGAAGUUGACUUCUUUUUCUUAAAAUUACUUAAAGAUUACUAUUAAAGAUGAAGGAUUUGGAAUAGAAGAAGAUAGAUUAAUCAAACUGCAUUAAAUGCUUUUGGAUGUCGAAUAAAAAUAAAACUUUUCUUAAUAUAAAUCUUGGCAUGGAUUUGGUCUGCUGAUCUCCUCUAUGUUAUUAUCGAAACUAUGUCCUGCGGAUUACAAAUCCUUAUUAAUUCGAUCUGGGGGAAAAGGGCAAGGAACUAAAGUGACUUUCUACAUAUAGAAUCAUAAAUUAAGUCAUUCCUCUUCUAGUCUCCAUUAAAAGGAUAAACCAAUAAGAUUUAACAGCAAACUCAGAUAAAGCAAUCCGUCAGGAUCAAAUCAUCAUCUGUCUCUAAAUGGAACACUUAUCUAAAUCAGUGACUUAUUUGUCUCUAAUAGAAAGGUUAAUAUCAAUACUCAAUUUGUAAAAAAAGUAACUCUUAAAUCUGUUAAAUCUAAUGAAAAUUCAAUUUUCUCUGAUAGUAUAAUAAACUUAGAUUAAGAUUUACAAAUAUCAGAACUGCAUCACUUACAACCUUUUUUAUUUACAGAAAAUGCUAAAUAGAAAUCUAAAUUAAGUAAAUAAGACUAAUCUCCCAAAAGUAAUCAUCAAUAAACUAAAAUUGUAAGUUAUAAAUAAUUAAAGCUUUAAGAAGAUUAAGAUAGCGAGCAAUAUCUAAAAACAAUCAUGAGGAAGAAGAAAUGUACUUGUAAAAGAAUAUUGUCAGUAGAUGAUGAAAUUUUUAAUUAAAAAUCUAUUCAAUUUUUAUUAACUCAAUAAGGAUUUGAAGUCUCUUUGGCAUUCAAUGGCUAAGAAGCAAUUCAAAUAGUUUAAGAUACUCAGAAAUGUAAUGUUAACUGCAGUUUAUUUUUAUUAAUUUUGAUGGAUUAUCAGAUGCCAAUAAUGAAUGGAUUGUAGGCCACUAAGCAAUUGAGAUAUAUGAUGGAUUAGCAUUAAAUACCAUAGAUUCAUAUCAUAGGAUUAACAGCAUUUAAUAGUAAGAAUGAUAUUCUCAUGUGUUUAAAUUCUGGCAUGAGCGAUGUAUUAACAAAGCCAUUGAUUAUAAAAGACCUUUUUGAGAUAUUGCAACUCAUUUGA